AUGGCUCUCGUGCAAUAUCUCUCUCUCCGCCUCGUCGAGGAUCCACACAGUACAAACCGUUCCGCGUGGCGUUUAGCUAAACCGAUCAAAACUGUCAGACUACGUCCUGCUGCCGAGCUCGGUUCUAUCAAGACCGUCAUCCUUACAGCCGGUGUAUCCAGCGCCACAAACGACACCCAGCUGAUCUACGCCACCAACCUCACCGGCAUCGCUCUUGUUCUCGACAUCUUUCUCCCCCUGGUGCCUCCCGGAAGCUCCCUGAUCAUCAUUGCUUCGGUGGCCGGUCACCUGCUCCCGCGGAACCCGGAUCUGGAGACCCAUAUGGCGACAGCCCCGACAGCAUCCCUCCUCAUGCACCAUGAGCUGGAACGCGAUACAGACCCGAGCCACGCUUAUGGUGUCUCCAGGCUUGGUUGCAUCGUCCGUGCUCAGUAUAGUGCGGCUAGGUGGGUUCGCAAAGGAGUCCGAAUCAACACCGUCAGCCCCGGGGCUAUUGAGACCCCUAUGCUUGGUCAAGUUUUACGAUCGGAGCAGGGACCCUUUGCGCAAAGCAUGAUUGACAACACCACACUUGGAAGGACGGGGACGCCUGACGAGAUUGCCGGGAUAGUUGAGUUUCUGGCUGGGCCAAAUGCAGGCUUGAUGGCUGGAUCUGACCUGAUUGUCGACGGCAGCGUCUUGUCGAUGCAGCGAUGGCCUGGAGGCAUCGCGGAAUGA
Colletotrichum graminicola M1.001 is the source of this 717-nucleotide messenger RNA. Its product is annotated as short chain dehydrogenase. The transcript is spliced from 2 exons. Lineage: Eukaryota; Fungi; Ascomycota; Sordariomycetes; Glomerellales; Glomerellaceae. The coding region runs from base 1 to 717 and encodes 238 amino acids. The record is from RefSeq and is a predicted model, not a curated record. Gene Ontology annotation, molecular function: oxidoreductase activity, acting on the CH-OH group of donors, NAD or NADP as acceptor.